Molecule: messenger RNA, 4121 nt
Organism: Nomascus leucogenys (northern white-cheeked gibbon)
Lineage: Eukaryota; Metazoa; Chordata; Mammalia; Primates; Hylobatidae
Gene: MIOS
Product: meiosis regulator for oocyte development
Exons: 12
Coding region: 718-3363 (881 amino acids)
Biological process (GO): cellular response to amino acid starvation; positive regulation of TORC1 signaling
Cellular component (GO): cytoplasm
Molecular function (GO): protein binding
Source: RefSeq, a predicted model, not a curated record
UGCGCGUCCUCCAGGCGUGGUGGUGGGGUCGUGGGCCCCAGCCCAGUGCUCCAGGACGCGGGCCGCACCGCCGCGGCCGCCAUCUUGCCCGCGUCCGGGCUCCUGCAGCGGGAGGGGCGGUGUCCCGGCCGGAAGCGGCUGUGCGGCGGCCGCGCUGCCACCUCAGGUCAGUGAGUGCGACCCGGUCCGCGUCUCGGCUCUGGGGAGCGCCGCGGCCGCAGCGAGGGGCCCGAGAUAGCCUAGUUGAAAGGCCCGGGCGUCUCGGCGGGAAGCGCGUUCCGCGCUGUGGGGUAAUCGCGCCGGGCGGGCGGCCGGCCGGCCGGGCCUCAGCGGGAGCCACCGGGGGCUGCGGGUGGCCGUGGGACCUACGGAGACCUCCUCGGGGCUCAGGGAACACGCUGCAGCCUUCGCCGCGGCAGGCUUGUGGGGAGCGGCGUCCCAGCCUUUCCUGGGAGGCUCAGCCAGGUGCCUGGAGCGGGAGAGUCGGACUCAAGAUUCCUUCUUUACCUGGAAUAGCAACGUGCCCUGUUCCCGUUGUACCCUCUUAAAUACUAUACUUCUUAAACGGCCUAUCUCCCGUGCUGUUACAAAUAUUCUGGUGAAUGAACACAGAAUCAGCAUGGCUUUCCUUUGCUGAGAAAUCACUGAUGGGAAGUGAGACUUGUUAAACUUGAAAGUGAAUGGAUCUGAGUGGACCCCUUGAUCACAUCAGUAAACAUGAGCGGUACCAAACCUGAUAUUUUAUGGGCACCACACCAGGUUGAUAGAUUUGUUGUGUGUGACUCAGAACUAAGUCUUUAUCAUGUGGAAUCUACUGUGAAUUCAGAACUCAAAGCUGGAUCUUUACGUUUAUCUGAAGACUCUGCAGCUACGUUACUGUCAAUAAAUUCAGAUACACCCUAUAUGAAAUGUGUUGCCUGGUAUCUCAAUUAUGAUCCUGAAUGUCUGCUGGCAGUUGGACAAGCAAAUGGUCGAGUUGUACUUACAAGCCUUGGUCAAGAUCAUAACUCAAAGUUCAAAGAUUUGAUAGGAAAAGAGUUUGUUCCAAAACAUGCACGACAAUGUAAUACCCUUGCCUGGAAUCCACUGGAUAGUAACUGGCUAGCUGCUGGUUUAGAUAAGCACAGAGCUGACUUUUCAGUGCUAAUAUGGGAUAUCUGCAGCAAAUAUACUCCUGAUAUAGUUCCCAUGGAAAAAGUGAAACUUUCAGCAGGUGAAACGGAAACAACAUUAUUAGUAACAAAACCACUUUAUGAGUUAGGACAGAAUGACGCUUGUCUUUCUCUUUGUUGGCUUCCACGAGACCAGAAACUUCUCCUUGCUGGUAUGCAUCGUAACCUAGCUAUAUUUGAUCUUCGGAAUACAAGCCAAAAGAUGUUCGUAAAUACAAAAGCUGUUCAGGGUGUGACAGUAGACCCAUAUUUCCACGAUCGUGUUGCUUCCUUUUAUGAAGGUCAGGUUGCAAUAUGGGAUCUUCGAAAAUUUGAGAAGCCAGUUUUGACAUUGACUGAGCAACCAAAACCCUUAACAAAAGUAGCAUGGUGUCCCACUAGGACUGGUCUACUUGCCACUUUAACAAGGGAUAGUAAUAUUAUUAGAUUGUAUGAUAUGCAGCAUACACCCACUCCCAUUGGGGAUGAAACUGAACCCACAAUAAUUGAAAGAAGUGUGCAACCUUGUGACAAUUACAUUGCUUCCUUUGCAUGGCAUCCAACAAGUCAAAAUCGAAUGAUAGUUCUAACUCCCAACCGAACAAUGUCUGACUUCACUGUUUUUGAAAGGAUAUCUCUUGCCUGGAGCCCAAUUACAUCUUUAAUGUGGGCUUGUGGUCGUCAUUUAUAUGAAUGUACGGAAGAAGAAAAUGAUAAUUCUUUAGAAAAAGAUAUAGCAACGAAGAUGCGUCUUCGGGCUUUAUCGAGGUAUGGACUUGAUACAGAGCAUGUGUGGAGGAACCACAUUUUAGCUGGAAAUGAAGAUCCACAGCUCAAGUCACUCUGGUAUACUCUGCACUUUAUGAAGCAAUACACAGAAGAUAUGGAUCAGAAAUCUCCAGGCAACAAAGUAUCAUUGGUUUAUGCAGGAAUUAAAUCAAUUGUAAAGUCAUCGUUGGGAAUGGUGGAAAGCAGCAGACAUAAUUGGAGUGGGUUGGAUAAGCAAAGUGAUAUUCAAAAUUUAAAUGAAGAGAGAAUCUUAGCUUUACAGCUUUGUGGGUGGAUAAAGAAAGGAACGGAUGUAGACGUGGGUCCAUUUUUGAACUCCCUUGUACAAGAAGGGGAAUGGGAGAGAGCUGCUGCUGUGGCAUUGUUCAACUUGGAUAUUCGCCGAGCAAUCCAAAUCCUGAAUGAAGGGGCAUCUUCCGAAAAAGGAGAUCUGAAUCUCAAUGUGGUAGCAAUGGCUUUAUCGGGUUAUACGGAUGAGAAGAACUCCCUUUGGAGAGAAAUGUGUAGCACACUGCGAUUACAACUAAACAACCCGUAUUUGUGUGUCAUGUUUGCAUUUCUGACAAGUGAAACAGGAUCUUAUGAUGGAGUUUUGUAUGAAAACAAAGUUGCAGUACGUGACAGAGUGGCAUUUGCUUGUAAAUUCCUUAGUGAUACUCAGUUAAAUAGAUACAUCGAAAAGUUGACCAAUGAAAUGAAAGAGGCUGGAAAUUUGGAAGGAAUUUUGCUUACAGGCCUUACUAAAGAUGGAGUGGACUUAAUGGAGAGUUAUGUUGAUAGAACUGGAGAUGUUCAAACAGCAAGUUACUGUAUGUUACAGGGUUCACCUUUAGAUGUUCUUAAAGAUGAAAGGGUUCAGUACUGGAUUGAGAAUUACAGAAAUUUAUUAGAUGCCUGGAGGUUUUGGCAUAAACGAGCUGAAUUUGAUAUUCACAGGAGUAAGUUGGAUCCCAGUUCCAAGCCUUUAGCACAAGUUUUUGUGAGUUGCAAUUUCUGUGGCAAGUCAAUCUCCUACAGCUGUUCAGCUGUGCCUCAUCAGGGCAGAGGUUUUAGUCAGUAUGGUGUGAGUGGCUCACCAACGAAAUCUAAAGUCACAAGUUGUCCUGGCUGUCGAAAACCCCUUCCUCGAUGUGCGCUUUGUCUCAUUAAUAUGGGAACACCAGUUUCUAGCUGUCCUGGAGGAACCAAAUCAGAUGAAAAAGUGGACUUGAGCAAGGACAAAAAAUUAGCCCAAUUUAACAACUGGUUUACAUGGUGUCAUAAUUGCAGGCACGGUGGACAUGCCGGACAUAUGCUUAGUUGGUUCAGAAAUACUAGAAUCCUUAAGAAGUGGUUGCUGUUGUCACUGGUUCUGCACAUGGCAAUGAAAAAGAAGAAAGCAAAAGGCACACCUUUGCUUCUUUUCCAAGUCAUCAAAAUUUGAUAUGGCAAAAAUCAUAAAUAGUUACAAGGCAAACAAAUUGAUAAACUACAACAUUUAUGACAAAUUGCCUUAAUUCAGAAAGGACAUUUUCAAAGCCGAGGAAAAAACAAUCAGUAGAUAAUAUCAAUCAAAGACUUGUGCAAGCAAAAUAGAAUGGCUGACAAAUAAAUGCUAAAUCAGUAACAUGCUGAUUAAAAAGUAGAAUACUGUUCAACUGACUGCAUAGAUUUAAAAUAAUAGGCAUUUUCAUGGAUGUGGGAAGGAAACAUUCUGAGAUAACAGCUAAUGAGAGUUUAAGUCUUGAGGACAAGUAAACAGUGUUAAUCAGAAGCCGUAAAAAGGUUCAUACCCUUUGACAUAGUAUGCUGGGAAUAUUUUCUGAGGGAUCGAUUGCAUAAGUGCACAAAGAUGUAUAUUUUUGUGAUAUGGUUCUACACAGUAUUGUUUAUAAUAAAAACUUGGAAACCUAAAUGUCCAAUAAUAGAAAAGAAUAAAUUAUUGUAUAUACAUACAGUGGGUAACUAAGAAAUGAUUCAAUUAGUAUAGAUAUUUUCAUUGACAAAGGUUUCUUAAUAUAUUGGUAAGUGAAAGGAAAGGGAAGUUUUAGGAUAGUAUAUCUAGCGUAUAAAUAUAUUUGUCUGGGAUAUGGUUAAUACAGAAACUUUAACAGUGGCCAUCUUUAAAGAGUGGAAUUUUGAGUAACAUUUUCUUAUCUGUAUCUUUUUUUCCCAAUAAAUAUAUAAAUAAACGUACAUGCA